Molecule: messenger RNA, 789 nt
Organism: Brassica oleracea var. oleracea
Lineage: Eukaryota; Viridiplantae; Streptophyta; Magnoliopsida; Brassicales; Brassicaceae
Exons: 2
Coding region: 1-789 (262 amino acids)
Source: RefSeq, a predicted model, not a curated record
AUGAAGCCUACAACAACUAACUCCUGGCUAGCUAAUAAGUUGUUUAAGCUACGCGAUGAGGUUUAUACCUGGAUAAAGCUGAAAGUGGGUAAUGGAGAGUCAUGUAGAUUCUGGUCAGACAACUGGACUCCUUUCGGGAAGCUCUCGCACUUCAUACUAUCAGAUCAACCUUCUAGAAUGGGCAUUACCCUCAACUCCACGGUAUCUGAUCUUCUUGUUGCCGGCAACUGGACGCUUCCUCCGGCGCGUUCUGAAAGCAUGGUACAGCUUCAUAUCUACCUCACAUCCCUAACACUGACUGAAGAAGAAGAUUCCUAUGAGUGGGUGGUUGAUGAUAAGCGAUCUCUUAAAUAUAGUACAAAUAAGGUUUAUCGACAACUAAGAGGGCAUGAAACUCAAGUACCGUGGGAUCAAUCUGUAUGGAAUGCUAAAGGGAUCCCGCGCCACAGCUUUUUAACAUGGCUGUUCGUUCUAAACCGCUGUCCAACUAGGGAUCGUCUUCGUAGCUGGGGGCUCCAGACAGAUGCAACCUGCUUACUCUGCAAUCAGGCGCCAGAAUCCCGGGAUCACCUAUUCUAUCGAUGCCCUUUUAGCGGGGCAGUUUGGGAGGAAGUAGCUAGGAGAUGCAACCUGCAACCACAAUUAGACUGGGAUCAGACAAUGAUCCAGAUGCAAUCACUCCAAGAUCACCGAUCGUAUUUCGAGCUUCAGACAGAAAUCCCCGGCGGAAUCUUCGAGAUACAUGCAGCUUUGGUUCUCGACUCAUGUUUGAAAGUGGAAGCGUCUUAA